Adelges cooleyi (spruce gall adelgid) is the source of this 2912-nucleotide messenger RNA. It is a transcript of the gene Tsf2, whose product is annotated as melanotransferrin. Gene Ontology annotation, cellular component: recycling endosome; extracellular region; early endosome. Gene Ontology annotation, biological process: iron ion transport. The record is from RefSeq and is a predicted model, not a curated record. The transcript has 15 exons. The coding region runs from base 175 to 2553 and encodes 792 amino acids. Lineage: Eukaryota; Metazoa; Arthropoda; Insecta; Hemiptera; Adelgidae.
UAUCAUUUUGUUAUUUUGUUUACAACCACUAGAGUGUAAUAGACCAAAGUUGCGCAUUUUUUAAAAAAUUCUAUUACUUUACUUCACUUGCAAUUUAUAUUUUCAUUGUUUCUCACUUUUGUGAUUCCAUUAUGUUUUUCAAGUGCUAAAAAAACAAUUAUCGUAAACACCACAAUGAAUUCGUCAAACAUGUUAGUUCAUGUUCUGACUGUUGCACUUAUACUUGCAAAUGUCACAUUCCUGCAUGGCUACAUUUCCGAUCAACUUAAUGAAAAAAGUAGUCGUCUCACUUGGUGUACAAUAAAUAGCCAAGAACAGUCGAAAUGUUUGAAUUUGUCUGCAGCAGUCAACAGGGACAGACAAAAAUUCUACCAAAGAGAUUUCAUGGAACUUAUUUGCAAACAGGGUAGCAACAAAGAAGACUGUAUGGUAAUGUUAGAUAAUGGCAUAGCGGAUAUUUUAAGCUUAGACGCUGGAGAAGUUUUUGUUGGUGGACGAUAUCACAGUCUUAUACCAUUGAUGCAACAGACGUAUGAAGAUGGUACAGAUGAAUAUUAUGCUGUUGCUUUGGUAAAAAAGAAUACAAUGACUGAUGUUUAUAAUCUUGGAAACUUAAAAAACAAAAAGGCUUGUUUCGCUGGCGUUGGCACACAGGCUGGAUGGAACAUUCCAAUAAAUACUCUUAUAUCAAAAGGUUUUAUGAAGAUUAUUGAUUGUAAUAAUCAUGUAAAGACUGCUAUCGAUUUUUUUGGUCCUAGCUGUGCAAUAAAUUCUCUUCUUGACAAAUACAACCCUAUGGGUGAUAAUUCUGACCGUCUGUGUGUUCUAUGUGCGAGCAAGGUUUCGGGUCAAAAGUGUACGUGGAGUGAUCCAUAUGCAGGAGAUGAAGGAGCGUUUAAAUGCUUAAUUGAGUCUGGCGAUAUUGCUUUCUUGCGACACACUACGGUAUUGGAAAUGGUUAAAGACCAGUCAUUGUUUAUUCAAACAAGAGAAGAUGAUUUGGAACUAUUGUGUUUGGACGGUUCACGGCGUCCAAUAAAUGAAUAUGAAAGAUGUAACUGGGGACCUGCACCUACAGAUUCUAUAGUUACAACGUCCGCUAAAUCGUCUUCAGCCAGAAGCUCUUAUCAAAAAUGGCUACAGAAAGUUGUCGAGUUAUAUGGCCAAUCAAAGCCAUUGAAUUCAUACACGACAACUACAAUCAACCCAAUUUGGGGUGGGUUUCCACCUCCAGCACAACAAAACAAUGUCUUCAGCAAUAAAACAUUUUAUUUAUUCGACUCUUCUGUCUAUAACAAUCACCACAACCUUUUGUUACAGGAUACAUCUAGAAGAUUAAAAUCACUUGAAGAAUCACAUCAAACAUAUUCUAAAUAUUUAGGAAGAUCUCUGGACAUUAUACUUGGUGUUCGUUAUUGUCCAGCCACUCGAAUGACCCUUUGUGUUACAUCUGAACCUGAGAUGGAAAAAUGUAUUAAAAUGAAGAUGGCCCUGAAAGUUCAACUAUUAGUACCCGAAAUGCAGUGUUACAGAGGAUACAGUCAAGUGCAUUGUAUGCAAGCUAUUAGAAAUGGAAAUGCUGAUGUUGCUGUGAUGGAUGCUGGUGAUGUAUAUACUGCAGGAUUACAGUACGAUGAAAUUCCUUUUAUAACUGAAAUGUAUGAUCUACCAGAACCAGAAUAUUAUGUUGUGGCUGUGGCUAAAGAAGAAGAUCCAAGCACAGAACUGACCUAUCUUAAAGGUAAAAUGACCUGUCAUCCGGGUAUUUAUUCAGGUGGUGGGUGGAUAAUACCUAUGGCCUUUUUGUUGAGCAAUGGAUGGAUGAGAAGCUAUGGAUGUGAUUCUAUACGAGCAGCUUCCGAGUAUUUCAGUAAAUCUUGUGUGCCCGGAGCUCUGAGCAAUGAAUACAAUCCAGGACUGCCGUAUGAUAACCUUUGUCAUCUUUGUAGAGGGUCUAGCUACCGUUAUUGUAGACGUGACGCCACCGAAGAUUUUUAUGGGUAUACAGGGGCCUUGAGAUGUUUAGUUGAAGGUGGUGGAAACGUAGCGUUCGUUAAACAUACAACUGUGUAUGAGAACGCAGAUGGAAAACGCAAACAAUGGUGGGCUAGAAACACGUUGAGCCUUGACUUUGAACUUUUGUGUCCAGACGGUACUAGAUCUACUAUUGAUGAUUACAAGAGGUGUAGCAUAGGAAAAGUUAAAGCUAACGCCGUUAUUACCCGUGGAGGUGAGUCGUACAACCAGACUGAAGUGAUGGCUUACACUAAUCUUUUUAUGGCAGCACAACAGCUAUACGGUCGAAAGACCAAUGACGAAUUCACUUUCAGCAUGUACACAUCACCCGAACCGUACAGCGAUCUGAUCUUUCAGGACGCUACUCAACAGUUGGCGCCAAUCGAAAGUUCGCAAAGGCAUUACUCGACUUGGUUAGGUCAAAAUUUCAUGCGUGCGCGCAGAUUAGUCGAUUGUCGAGCAUCGGGUACCAUGAUUUACCCACUGGGCAUGUUCACUAUGCUUAUAACAAUACUCUACGUACACUCGUGGUUUUAAGUUUUUGUGUUCAAAUUGUAUUAUUAUCAUUAUUAAUAUUAUUAUAAGAUCUGAAAAGGUUAUCUUUGACCAAUUUAAUUUAACGACUGCUAGUUAUGUGAUUAAACAUUAUUGCACUACAUAUUCCAUGAUAGAUUUUGUAUCAAUUUGUAAAUUAAAUAGACAAAAAUAUUAUCCGUCCAUUUUUUACUAUUAGUUAUUGAUCAAACUAUUAAGUAUUAUCUUAAUACUUAGUGUUAAAUUUAUAUUCAUAUAUAUAGUAAUUUAUAAAAGUUGUCUAAUUGUAAUAAUUUUAAGGAUCUGAACCGUAUACUGAUAACUAUGACAAUUAUCCGUCCAUUAUUAUAAGACAAUUUUUU